AUGGUUAGACAUCGAAAGGGGUCCCAAAGCGAGGGAGAAUCAGAUAAAGAAAAAGGUGGAGGCGACACCUGUGAUGAAGAACUUGAAGAUUACGAGAGCACGGAUGAUAAAAAUGUGGAGAGGGGAGAAAGAACAACAGAUGAAGAAGGCAAGAGAGGGGAGCAAAAAAGCAUAAAUAACCAAGACGAAAUGGAAGGUUUCAUGACAAAAAGCAGAAUUGAGAGAUCGCCAACCAGAGUAACAAAUACAAUGGACGUCACAGAGAUCGAGGAGAACAAGGAGCAGAGCAGCGGGAACCAGGAGACAAAUAUCAGCGGGACACAAGAAAUAGUAGAUAGCGUGAAUCAGGAUAUAAAUAGUAGCGUGAACCUGGAAAUAAAUGAAAGCGGGACUCAGGAAAUAGUUAGCAAGCAAAACAUAAGCGGAGACAAAUUAAGAGAGGCAGAAAAGACAGCACAAAGCGCAGCACAGCAGUGGGUAAUGAAUAAGAUAAACCCUAAACAGAAUGGAGUAGAAACGAGAGAGGGGGAAUGCGCAUGUAAAUGCUGCAAUACAAAUAAAAUAAGGCUCGGGGAGUUAGAGAGCAAACUGAUAAACCAGCUAGAGAAGAUAAAAAGGGAAAUGAUGAUAGAAAUAGGAGGGAUGAAAGCGAAGAGCAGCAAGGGAAAUAAAAGUGAAGAAACGAGCGACGGCCUGGAAUUGAUAAGCGAGGACGAGCUGCGAAUAAGUGAAGCCGACGCAGAAUACGAUGGUGAAGACGAUGAAGGCAGGAAUAAAAAGAAGAAGAGGACAGGUAAGAAGAAAAAAGGGCACGCACAAAAGGAGAAAGAGGCCCAAAACAUGAACGCAAGCGAUGAGGACGUAAUAAGUCAAACGAGUGCAAUCAAUACAGAGAAAAAAGAAAGAAAAAGAGAACGAAGAGCUGAUCCGAGGAAAAAAAGUGAAGCAGAAAUUGAGAAAUUCAUAAAAGAGACAAGGAGGAUGCACGAUCAGCAGGCAGGGAAGACGAGAGAAUGGAGGAGAGAGGAAGAAGAUAAAAUAAGAAAAGAAAAACCAAAGAAAUUGAAUGAGGAAGAGCAAAAAAAAGAAUGGGAAGAAAGGAAGAAAAUAAGACUAAAUAUACAUAUAAGCUAUGAAAAAGAUAAAUAUAAUAGAGUAGAGGAUGUGAUAAAGACAAUAGAAAGAAGACUGAAGUUCCGAUUAGAGACAAAAAAAUAA
This is a messenger RNA of Microplitis demolitor, 1218 nucleotides long. RefSeq names its product golgin subfamily A member 6-like protein 22. Bases 1 to 1218 code for a protein of 405 amino acids. The record is from RefSeq and is a predicted model, not a curated record. The transcript has 2 exons. NCBI's taxonomy places the organism in Eukaryota, Metazoa, Arthropoda, Insecta, Hymenoptera, Braconidae.